Molecule: messenger RNA, 1056 nt
Organism: Rotaria sp. Silwood1
Lineage: Eukaryota; Metazoa; Rotifera; Eurotatoria; Philodinida; Philodinidae
Source: the annotation of a GenBank genome assembly
AUGACACAAAAGCGCAUCGAAUGGUUUUGGAAAUCCGAUGAUAAUCCAUUUUCAAACAUAGAAUCGUCUCAAUGGAAUUCAUAUUCAGAUAUUGAAAAUAAAAUUAUCGAAGAAGCAUUUACAAAAUUGAAGAAAGCCUAUGUUAUUCUCGACGAUUAUCAUAUUGAUUUUGAACAUCGAGUUCAGAUUUCGAAUGAUGAUAAAAGCAAACAACGUCCAGUAAAGCGAGUAGAAAUGAACAGAGAUGAAGGACACUUGAGAGAAGCACGUUUUAUGCCCAAUCCGAUAGUACCUGCCAGUUCGUUUCAUGAUUUAGUUGGACUCCGAAAGGUUUUUAUCGAGGCUUUUAUGGAAUUCUUCGAUCUUAAAUUUGAAAAAGACUGGGAAAAGCGAAAACAUGAGAUGGUAGAGAAAGCAAUAUUGGGUAUUUUGCAUGAAGGACAACUAACCGGAAAGCAACGAGAAGCUAAAUGGAUUGUUGAACAGUUAGAAAAAGUCAAAGACAAAACAACAAAAGAGAUUGGCAAAUGUUGCACUUAUCUUUAUUCCCUUGAAUCAUUUCUCUACAAAAUUCUAAAUCAUACGAUGCGUCUCAUCGGUGACAAGAAUCAUGAAAAAGUUUGGCAAAGUAAGAUAGAAACUUUAGGUCCCUUUGCUUUCCUUCUCUACUACUAUUUAUCUUAUGAAAAUUUAAAUCGUCGAACGGGUAAAACUGUGUAUCGAGGUGCUCAAUUGACCAAUGAAAUGAUUACCGAGUAUAAAAAUGUCGCUCGAAGCGAGGAUGCACGACGGUCAUUUCAAGCAUUUACAUCGUGUAGUCUCAAUCGUGAAAAGGCCGAACAGUUUGGCAAUGUUUUAUUUGUUUUGACUGCUGAAAAACGUAGUGCAUAUAGUACGCUGAACAUGGAUAUUUCUUCUCUAUCUGAUUAUCCGGAAGAAGAAGAAGUACUCAUACGACCGGGACGAUCUUUUAAAAUUGAAAGUGUUGAAUUCGACAAGAAGAAACAAAAACACGUUAUCUAUUUAACAUCGAUAUCAACAAGCGAAACAAACUAG